UCAUAUUUUUACACCCAGCUGUAGUCUAUUCGAUUAAUACCGUUUUCAUAAGUCUACGUAACUAUUUCGUUGUUAAGUAUCGCAAGUCAGCAUUUAGCGUCCCAACACAAAAUGUCUUCCCCGUGGGCUAAAAUUCAACCCGUCGCUACAGUGGAUCUACAAGAGAUCAUGUCAGAAGAAUUCGCCCGAGAGCUACAAGCGAAGCAAAGUACUUCGUCACAAGUGGCACCGGAACAGCCGCAAUCGUCUUCAUCGAUAUCGGAACCGGAACCAGGACCGUCGUCAUUUAAGAGUGUGCCGGUUCCGGCGAUGAAUACCGGCGAAGAACCGGUGGCCGGUUGUUCCCGUGCUAUCGAUCCAGGGAAACGGUUGGCCGACAUUCCCGACGAGGUGUUGUGGGCAAUCGAACAAGCGGACCAGAAAGAGAUCGAUUCCGAUGCAAUCAUAGCGCAAAUGUUGCAGGCACAGUUCGAUGCCGAGUACGAUGAACAAAUUAAGCGCGAGGAAAAUCACCGGAACAAGGACUCGAAGGUGAAGGUAUCGUACAAGAACUAUCGCGUGAUUCCGGAGGAACUUUUGUACGAGGAACCGGUGGAUAUAGCCGUGGAUCAAAAAGCAGACUGGGACAGGUUUGAGACGAACGAGAAGGAACAGAAGCUGCUGCCUCGUGUAGGCUAUCGCUUGAACGAGCAAGGAGAAAUGCUAACGAAACAUAAUCUGGACAUUAACGGUCGCAGCAACGCGUGCAAAGUAAUGUCUUUCCCACCGGAGUUUUCCACCGGCGAUGCAGCCGGUUUCGACAUGAAACUGUCCAACAAAGUAUUUAACCAGCUCAAGUCCCAUUCAAAGAAAGCGACGAAAAUGAAGCACAAGGCGCAGGACAGGAAGGAAAACAUUGCCACCGCCGAGAUGGGGUUGGAUGAACCGACGCGCUUGAUACUGUACAAGUGGAUCAACAAUCAGCUGCUAGAAUCGAUCGAUGGUGUGAUAUCGACCGGAAAGGAAGCCGUCAUACUACACGGCGAGACGGAUCCUUACAAUCCGAACCUCAUGGAGGAUGAACCGAUCCCACCGAAGGAGGUAGCCAUCAAGGUGUUCAGUACGACGCUGAAUGAGUUUAAGCAGCGCGAUCGCUACAUAAAGGAUGAUUUCCGAUUUGCUGGUCGAUUUUCGAAGCAAAACGCACGCACUGUUAUUAACAUGUGGGCAGAGAAGGAACUGCGAAACUUGAACCGCAUUCAACGGGUAGGGAUCCUUUGUCCGAAAAUUGUAGCGCUGAGGAAGAAUGUGCUGGUGAUGGAGUUUAUCGGGGAGAAUAUGAUACCGGCACCGAAGCUAAAGGAGGCCAUUCUUACGGAUCUGCAGCUGAACGAUGCGUACCAGGAGGUCGUGGAGAUCAUGCACAAGCUGUACAAGGAGGCUCACCUGGUGCAUGCGGAUUUGUCUGAGUAUAAUAUACUCAUGCACGACGGUCACUGCUGGAUUAUCGAUGUUGCACAAUCCGUCGAACCAGGCCAUCCCGGUGCGCUGGAAUUUUUAAUGAGGGAUUGCGAUAACAUUAGUACCUUCUUCACCAAACGUGGCGUUAACGAUGUGAAAAGCAAGGAAGAUCUUUUCUUCGAUAUAACCGGAUUGGAUCCGCUCUCGCACAAUGCAGCCAUUUUGGAGCGGAUACACAUGAAGGGAGAACCGGCCCACAUUGCCUCCAUGGUUGAUGACGACACGCCGGAAAAGUUUAAACCGAUGCGAUACCCGUUCGAAUUUGCCUGGUCUGUGGCGGCGGAUAAAGGAAAGCUUUCCAAACCAAACACUGGUGUGGUUUGCUCUUCGGAUGAAGAAGUAGCGAUGAAGGAGGAAGUCGCUGCCGUUGCUUAACAGCUUACUAGUAAAAUUAGCAUCCAAAAGCAAAACAUUUAUGUACAGCAGCAGUACAUAUGAAGCAUGUGCUCGAAGGAUCUGACGUACCAGCUUUUCAAAGUCAUGUGUCCAAAGAACUGGUUUCCUUCAUAUUUAAUAGUCCUUUUCGCAACUAAACAGAUUUGAGAACCUUUUAAAUUGUUUUAAGCUAUCAUUUCUGUUAGCCUUUGUAAAAGAUGUUCAUUUCCAAUCAAAACUAAAAUUGAUUAUUGUUUCAACUGAAUUUAUUUCCCUGCAAAUGCGUGUGCUCCUUCAAAUUUUCAUUAUAUGAAGUAAAACUUUAACCAUUCAACCAAACAGUUU
This is a messenger RNA of Anopheles moucheti, 2220 nucleotides long. Its product is annotated as serine/threonine-protein kinase RIO3. The record is from RefSeq and is a predicted model, not a curated record. The coding region runs from base 112 to 1875 and encodes 587 amino acids. Gene Ontology annotation, cellular component: cytosol; preribosome, small subunit precursor. Gene Ontology annotation, biological process: protein phosphorylation; maturation of SSU-rRNA. The transcript is spliced from 2 exons. Gene Ontology annotation, molecular function: protein serine/threonine kinase activity; ATP binding. Lineage: Eukaryota; Metazoa; Arthropoda; Insecta; Diptera; Culicidae.